AUGUCGCAUCCAUCAUGUGUCUACACGCCGCAACUGUUGGUGCCGCGCACGACAUCGACAUCGCAACAAUCAAGAGCAACCGAAGAUCGCACAAAAAGAACAUCUUCACAACCCGAUGAUACCCUCACGCCCAGAGAUUCUCCUCCUCCUCCAUCCAUACAUCAUAGUACAUCGCGCUACGUACCUUCCAUUCGAGUCCAGCCACCAUCCCAAGACGAGCCAACCUCGCGCCCUCCAUCUCACCAACCCCGAAAAAUGGACACUGCGUCGCAAUCGCAAGCAGAAUCGCCUUCAAGACACCGCCAUCACCACAGACGCCGCCGCCGAACAUCAGAAGACGAUCGAAAAGAUCGCUCAGAAAGACAAUCCCCUCACAGACCAAGACCAACCUCGCGCAGCACCUCCCGCUCCCGCCCCUCACAACGGCAUAUCUCUCGAUCCCGGCAUCCAAGCAAAGAUCAUGCCCCCACACACAACAAUAGAUCACGCACCCGAUCAACCUCAGGCCAUGCAUCAUCCGCGUCCCGCGACUCCAAAAACGCCUUCCACGCCGGUCUACAAGACAUACUUCAAGGCCUCUUCGGCCACGGCGCCCAAGGGCCCAGCCCAACAGGGCUGAAAGAGCUAUCCGACGAUUUUGGAGACUUGAUCUUCGGCGCGUUGCUAGAUAAGCUCGUCGAUGAGCUCCGGGAGGGGCUAUUGGAGAGAUUGCUCAUCGAGUAUCUUGAGGAGCUUGUGGCUGAGGCCGCUAGGGGGGUUGUGGGACAUCAUUUGAAAGAGAAGGAAAGAGGGAAGGGAAAGUGGAAAGGGAAGGGGAAGGGGAAGGAGGGAGGGAAAUGGAAGGGGGCAGGGAUUGAGGAGCUCAUCGUGGGGGUUACGAAGGAGGCUGUUGGGAGACAGAAGAAGGGGAAGGAGCGUGGAGAGCGUGACGGAGAUGCGGGUAAGGAGAACUGGAAGCAGAGUUUGCUGAAGAGGGCGGCGGUUAUGCUGGCGAAGAGGUUUGCGAAGUAA
This is a messenger RNA of Pseudomassariella vexata, 1011 nucleotides long. RefSeq lists its product as uncharacterized. The transcript has a single exon. NCBI's taxonomy places the organism in Eukaryota, Fungi, Ascomycota, Sordariomycetes, Amphisphaeriales, Pseudomassariaceae. The record is from RefSeq and is a predicted model, not a curated record. Bases 1 to 1011 code for a protein of 336 amino acids.